AUGAAAGAAAGUCUUCCUUCAAAACCUGGAGCUAUUGCCCUGUCAGUAGGUGGUGGUGGAAUGCUCUGUGGUGUGGUCCAAGGCCUGCGGGAAGUAGGAUGGGAUGACGUUCCCAUCAUUGCCAUGGAAACCAAAGGCGCUCAUAGCUUAAAUGCUGCUGUGGAAGCUGGAAAAUUAGUGACCUUACCAGAAAUAUCCAGCGUAGCUAAGACUCUGGGAGCUAAAACAGUGGGAGCUCAAACACUGAAAGUAGCUCAAGAACAUCCAGUUUUCUCUGAAGUAAUCUCUGAUCAGGAUGCAGUAAUGGCCAUUGAGAGAUUUUUAGAUGAUGAAAAGAUGCUUGUGGAGCCAGCAUGUGGAGCUGCUCUAGCAGCAGUUUACAGCAAUGUUUUGGGGAAAUUGCAAAAGGAAGGCAAACUGAGCCAAGAUCUCUCCUCUCUAGUUAUCAUAGUAUGUGGUGGAAACAAUAUCACCCUGAAACAGCUAUUCCGGCUCAAAGAGCAGCUGAACAUUGAAUCCAUCAGUGCUGCAUAA
This is a messenger RNA of Staurois parvus, 534 nucleotides long. NCBI's taxonomy places the organism in Eukaryota, Metazoa, Chordata, Amphibia, Anura, Ranidae. The record is from the annotation of a GenBank genome assembly.